This is a messenger RNA of Fusarium odoratissimum NRRL 54006, 1938 nucleotides long. RefSeq lists its product as uncharacterized. The coding region runs from base 1 to 1938 and encodes 645 amino acids. The transcript is spliced from 4 exons. Lineage: Eukaryota; Fungi; Ascomycota; Sordariomycetes; Hypocreales; Nectriaceae. The record is from RefSeq and is a predicted model, not a curated record.
AUGCCCUCAUUCCCAGAGGCCAGUAAGACAUGUUAUUUUUACUGCCAAGAAGACGACAUUGAACACAGAAACCAUCUUGAUAUCCUUAAAGGUAUACUCCUACAGAUGGUAGAGGCCGAAGAUUAUAUAAUCCCCUUUUGCUACCAGGAAAAGGUCACAAGUGGAGGCUCCAACCUCAUAGAUGCAAAGCUGGCUCAAAAGCUCAUCAAGACUUUUGUCGAGUUCUCUGUAAGACACUAUAUUUUGAUAGACGGAUUGGACGAAUGUGAAGGAGCCGAGAUCCAACAGACUGCACAGUUCUUCAAGGAUCUGGUGUCGACAUACGAUACGCAAAUCAGACUGGGGCAUCUGAGAGUCCUUUUCAUCGGUCGAGAAACAUCUGACACCAAAAAGCAUAUACCUGGAGACGAUUGCAUCAGCAUAGCACUCAGGCCCGAGGACAACCAUGACGAUAUAAGAGCUUUUGUGCAGAAGAAACUUCCAGACUUUUCAAAAUCAAGUCACGGCAUUGGUUUCAGCCUAUCUGAAGCUGACAAAGCAGACGUCGAAAGGAUCAUUUGCCAUCAAAGCCAAGACUCCUUCCUCUACGCACACCUGGCAAUUGAAUUUCUACUCCAGCAAGAUACCAAAGGUGACUUGCUAACCCUACUUAGACAAGGGAUACUACCAACGAAGCUUGGAGACAUGUACGAAAGAUUGCUCGACUCUGUCAAGAAGAGUCUUGUGGCACAGCCAGGAGGUUCUGUGAGGUGGGAGAGAUCGAAACUACUAUUUGGGUGGCUCAUUUGUGCCAAAAGACCACUCAGAUGGCAUGAGAUGCAAGCAAUCUUAUGCUUUGACCCUAUUCAACUCAAAAUAGACUUUGAGAAUGACAUGCUACGACAAGAUAUGGAGAAAUAUCUUGGCUCCAUCGUGCAUGUCCUUGACGGAGGCCAUAUUCGACUCAUCCACUCGACUGCGCGCAGAUACAUCAUAGAGAACAAACAUAUCAGUGAGAAGCAGGUCCAGUGCCAGUUAACUACUAUAUGUCUCAGAUACUUGACCCUCCCAUGCUUCACCUGGGACGACAACUACCUAUCGCACCAAAGAAGCCAAGAUGCCAAACUGGGUUGGUUCUCUUUCCAGGACUAUGCGUGCUCUCAGUGGCUUUAUCAUGUCGACACUUUGAUCAGAGAAUGUAGUGAAAUCUUUGCAGCCGAGAACUCUUCAGACGUUGCAGCGGACUUUGCUUACGCUUUGAAACAUUUCGUUAAUACUCAUCGUGUAGAUUUGACCACCACUAAGCAUUUUGAGUUGGUUGAAACCCACAUAGAGACGUUCAUGGACUUGGAACUCUACGAAGACCUUCAUUGGCUGUGGAACCACAUAUACACUCACCAGCGAGGUGAUUACACAACAAAAAACACCGUUGGAGUUAAGCAAAUCGAGAACGGACUCAAGGAUAAUAGGACAGAACUGGAACGGUUCCCCUCAAGCCAAAGAUCCGGUGACGAGGAUACCAUCGAGGACUAUUAUGGUUCGAAUCUCUUCAAGUGCAAUCGUACACUGUGUCGGUUUUUCUACGUCGGCUAUGACAAGAAGAGCGCCCGAGAUGAUCACGGGAGGCGACACGAGAGACCUUUUCAUUGCCCUAUGUCCUGCAACGCGGCUCCUCUUGGCUUCAUGAGUAACAAGGAUAGGGAUCGACAUAUCAAUAUUUACCAUCCAGAACUAAGCGAAGGACCCCCCAUAUUUGAGACUUUAAGCCGCCGGCAGGCCUCUGGGGGAUUCGUUUGCAAGAUCUGCAACAAGACCUUCACGAGAAACAUCAAUCUCAAAAGCCAUGAACGGAGUCACUUUGGGGACAGGCCUUUCGCCUGUGCGACUUGCGGAAAGGCUUUUGCUAGGGUGAAUGAUUGCCGAAGGCAUGAGAAGAUACACGCAAGGAGAGGAUAUUGA